Messenger RNA from Leptinotarsa decemlineata (Colorado potato beetle), 2760 nucleotides. RefSeq lists its product as uncharacterized. Gene Ontology annotation, biological process: regulation of transcription by RNA polymerase II. The record is from RefSeq and is a predicted model, not a curated record. Gene Ontology annotation, molecular function: zinc ion binding; RNA polymerase II cis-regulatory region sequence-specific DNA binding; DNA-binding transcription repressor activity, RNA polymerase II-specific. Lineage: Eukaryota; Metazoa; Arthropoda; Insecta; Coleoptera; Chrysomelidae. Gene Ontology annotation, cellular component: nucleoplasm; nucleus.
UUCUUGCUUCCCUUUGAACAGUAGCAGUACAUAGUAGACAUUGGCUUAAAUCGCCUUGGGGAUUGAGUUCCCGGGUCCCUCAGAUGGGAUUCCACCAGACAUUAAUAUGUGUAAGAUUAAUCUAAUAAAUCCUGCCCAAUCUUUCCGUAUUUCUCUUCACCAACUUUCUCCCUUGCAUAAGAAAGCAAUAGCCAACUUGGAAAAUGAAUUGAAUAUUUCAUGCACACAAUUCAAACAGGAAAAGGAUAUUUUGAUAGAAGCUGAUGAAUUGAUAAAGAAACUAAAUUUAAUAAAAAGCCGAAAAACCUCAUACCUACAUAUUUACUGAUUUUGGACCUUUCACAGUCAUUGGAGGAAGUACCAAUUCAACAAAAACCCAUCCUGUGGAUCUGGGAAAGAAAUUAGAUUUAGUAAUAAUUGCUAAUGUCAUUAGUAUCGGAUCAUAUCAAAUAGGAGUGACAUUCACCACCUCUAGGGAGGCAAAUCCUUUCUUACUAAAUCAAACUUUUCUCUAUCAGGGUUACAGAGCUUACAUUUUUCAGCGACUACUCACAACGAAAGGCAUUAUUAGGAACAUUGGACUCACUAUAACUGCUGAAGAGUUCUGUAAAAAUCAUUGAAGUCCAGCGAUUGGAUAGAAAACUAAGAUCAGGCGAUAAGUCUAUUGAAAACACUUGUCCCUCACCGGAACAAAAAAUAGGAGCUCUUGAUACGCUAACCAAAUUAGCAUCAUUAGGCAUAGCAUUUAUUGUUCUGAUUACUGAAGUGAGAGUAGAAACCUUUGCACUAAUUUUUGGAAUGGUUAGAAUAUGUGCAGCAAAAAACUGCAGUAACACAUCAAAUUCCACCAAGAAACAUACUUUUUUCAAGUUCCCAACGGAUUUAGAAAGGGCAAAACAGUGGCUUGAAAUUUGUAAGAAUGAAGUGCAGCAAACAAAGUUGAACCAAAUAUGUAGCAAUUAUAAUCAUUUUGCUAUAUGCGAUGUUCAUUUUGAACUAUGUAUGUUUAAUAAUUUAAUGAAAAAUAGGCUCGUAUCGGGGGCUGUGCCAACUAUUCUUCCAAAAACUGAUUCUAUUAUGGAGGAUGAGGUCGUUUCGAGAGCUUUGCCAACCAUUCUUCCAGAAACAGAUACUCCCAUAUUUCAUUCAUCUGAGAAUGUUCACAUACUGGAAGAAUCUAUUACUAUUAAGGAAGAGCCAAUAUCAAUCAGCUGUUCUUCCAUUAAAACAGAAAUUAAAAAAGAAUGUCCAGUGGAAGAUUUUGAGGAUCAUGAAGUGAAAAGCUGUCCAAAGCAAAGUAAUUGUCAAGAGAACAUCUCAAACCCCUAUGAAACUGAUCCACAAUUUCAUGAAAAACAAGAGUCAGAUUUACCUAGUCAGAUUCAACAUAGAAAAUUAGAAACUGUAUCAUGUCGAAUAUGUUUAGUUGCUCUGGAUCGCAAGAAAAGCGCUCCUCUCUCGGACAAGUGUCAUCCUAAGAAAACCAUAAAGCAAAUGAUAAGAUUUUGUAUACCUCAUAUAAAUUUUAGACUUUCGGACAAGCAUUUUAUCUGUAGAAAAUGUCUGAAGAAUCUGAGAUUGUUCGUUAAAUUUAUCGAGGAUUUUUUAAUAGUGGAGGAAAUUUUGAAGGAAAGAAAACAAAUAAAAGAAAUUGAAUUCAUUGAGGUCCCAACCGUUACGGUCACUAACGAUGAAACAUCAGCUGAAGUACAAUCUAAGCCUGCAGUAACUUUAGAACACGAUUUUUCCAAAUUAGAAACAAGAUCUGCACCAAUAACAGUCGAAUCGAGUCCAAUGACAAUCAAAAGAGAAAUAUCAGACGAUGAUAUUUUGGGAGAAACUCCAACCAUUAUUGAAAACAUUACUGCUACCCAGUAUAUUCCUCAUAAAAUUGAAAAUACCUCACUAGAAUAUUCUUGUGAUAUGUGUAACAAAGUUUACCUCGAAUCCAAUAAAUUAUAUGAUCACCAAAAAAAGAUUCAUGGAGUUGAAUGUAGCGCUGGGUACGAUUGUCACAGUGGCAGUUUGCAUUUCGCAAACAAAGAUAUGGAAUCACAUUGGUAUAUGCACAUCGGUUAUUGCCAACACUGCCAAAAAAGUUUGCCAGCUGCAUAUUCAGAAAGCUGUAAAUGUAAAGGACUAUAUGAAAAAUCUGAUUCACAGGAUGAAGAAAUUAUUCGAGAUGUUGAUGGACGUGAAAUCGAUCAAAAUGAACCAAAACAUGUUUGCGAAAUUUGUGGACGCUGUUUUAGUCUAAUAUCAGAUUUGGAAAGUCACCUAAGACUUCAUGUUGAGUCUAAAAGUUUUACAUGUGAUAAAUGCUCUAGAUCAUUUAGAACAACGAAAAUUCUCAAUUUUCAUAAAUUGUAUACUCACGACAAAAUCAAAUCUAAAUGUAAAUUUUGUGGAAGAAGAAUGUGGAACUCUAUGUUAAUGAAACAUUACAAGUCUCAUCAUUCCAAAGAGUUGACAUUAUUUUGUAAGAUAUGUCAACAAGAUUUUAUCGGAAGAGAUCUGUAUAAGAGCCAUCUUCGCAGUCAUUUUUUGAGAGGCCAGAAGAAGUACACAAAUAGAAGUAACGGUGAUACUGUCAGUAGAAAUGAAUUAAAUACCAAUGGUAAAAGACUGGGUCGAGCUGAAUGUGAAAUAUGCUCUCUUACAUUUUCAAGCGAUAUGAAUCGAGAUGAGCAUAAAAAAAUUCAUGAAGAUUCAUCCUACAGUAAUAGGUAUUUUAAAAAACUAUAAAUUACUUUGUUGAUG